GUCCCGCAUUACGUCAUGCGCGGUUUGGACGAAUUUUGAAUCGAAAGUCAGCAUACCUUUAAUAUGUGUAUCGUGAUCUAGAUCCAAUUAACAGUAAAAGGCUAGUCAUGUUGUCACUGCAAACGUCUAGAAGACAUUUAUAAUUUAGUUUAGAACACAAAUAUUUAAAAAAUAUUUUUUUAAACAAAGCAACAAAAUGAUCAUUUCUGCGUUUACUAAAUUUAGGACAUCUAAACCAACGCAAAUUCCUGGUUUGUGUUUUAGAACUUUUAAUACUUCACCACAGAAUAAUUUCCAUGUUGCUGUACUUGGUGCAAGUGGAGGAAUAGGCCAGCCUCUUGGUAUGCUGUUAAAAGUAAAUCGACUAAUUUCCAAAUUGACUUUAUACGAUCUUCAACAUACUAUGGGAGUUGCAGCUGAUUUGUCUCAUAUUGAAACUCCUGCUAAAGUUAAAGGAUUCGUUGGUAAAGACAAACUCUGUGAAGCAAUAGAAUGUGCUAAUAUAGUCGUUAUACCAGCAGGUCUGCCCAGAAAACCAGGUAUGACUAGAGAUGAUCUAUUUAAUAAAAACGCAUCUGUGGUGAGAGAUCUUGUGGCAUGUGUAGCUGAUACCGCACCAAAAGCUCUUAUUGGAAUAAUUACUAAUCCAAUUAAUGCUGUUAUUCCCAUCGCUUGUGAAGUUCUUAAAAAGAAAUGUAAAUUGGAUCCCCGCCGUGUUUUUGGAAUAACCACAUUGGAUAUUGUUCGUGCUAACACUUUUGUUGCUUCAUUAUCUGGAGUUUCACCCCUAGAAGUUAAUGUUCCUGUCAUUGGUGGUCAUUCUCCCGAAACAAUCAUUCCAGUGUUUUCCAGAGCUACUCCAGGUGUUAAGGUGUCUGAAGAUAAAGUUAAAACAUUGACGAAGAGAAUAAAGGAAGCAGGUACAGAGGUUGUAAAAGCGAAAGCUGGUACUGGUUCUGCUACACUUUCCAUGGCAUAUGCUGCCGCUAGAUUUACAAAUUCCCUUCUUAGAGGUCUUGCUGGAGAAAAAAAUGUAGUUGAAUCUUCUUAUGUACAGUCUGAUGUUGUGUGCGAUAUCAGUUACUUUGCAACUCCUCUGGUACUUGGGAAAAAUGGCAUUGAAAAAAAUUUGGGCGUUGGAAAGCUAAAUAAAUUUGAAGAAGAUCUUGUGAGGAAAGCACUGCCAGUACUAAAGAAAAACAUAGCGACUGGUUGUAAAAGCGAAAGCAGGUACUGGUUCCGCCACACUUUCAAUGGCUUACGCUGCCGCAAGAUUUACAAAUUCCCUUCUUAGAGGUCUCGCUGGAGAAAAGGAUGUAAUAGAACCAUCAUAUGUCCAAUCAGAUGUUGCGUGUGGUAUUAAUUACUUUGCCAGUCCUCUUGUGCUUGGUAAGAAUGGAAUUGAAAAAAACCUUGGCAUAGGAAAGCUGAACAAAUUUGAAGAAGAACUUCUAAAAAAAGCUAUUCCGGUAUUAAAGAAAAACAUUGCAACCGGAGUUAAAUUUGUAAGCAAAUAGGUUCUUUUGUAGUUAACGUAAUAUAUAAUUUUUUAUACAUA
Molecule: messenger RNA, 1558 nt
Organism: Psylliodes chrysocephalus
Lineage: Eukaryota; Metazoa; Arthropoda; Insecta; Coleoptera; Chrysomelidae
Source: the annotation of a GenBank genome assembly